Molecule: messenger RNA, 941 nt
Organism: Episyrphus balteatus (marmalade hoverfly)
Lineage: Eukaryota; Metazoa; Arthropoda; Insecta; Diptera; Syrphidae
Exons: 2
Coding region: 69-941 (290 amino acids)
Biological process (GO): protein peptidyl-prolyl isomerization
Molecular function (GO): peptidyl-prolyl cis-trans isomerase activity
Source: RefSeq, a predicted model, not a curated record
AAUUUGAAUUUUUUAUUUCUUUUCCUUUUUUAUUUUGUGUUGUUUUAUUUUUAAUUUAAAAUUUCGUUAUGGACCGUCAUUAUAAGGAUCACUUCUGUAAAGUUCGUAAUGCUCGGUGUGAAAUUGAUAAUCGACCGCCAAAAUUUAAAGCUGGUACAUUUCUUCGAACAACUCGAAUGCGGCUCGAUAAUGAAUGUUCGAAGAGAAUCAUUUCGGAGAAUGUUGUAUUAAUGGAGAAAUUGAAUCAAAUUCAAAGAAUUGAAGGUGAAAUUAGUCCUUAUAAUAAAGUUACCGGUGUUCGAAAGACAAGGGUUCAAAAUGUCAAAAACUGGUUGCGAAAAAUCGAUGAGGAAAAUUUUUAUCUUGGUCGAAAAUUGAUUUGUGCUAAACCGACAAUGAAGACAAGGCCACCGGCAGUUAAGCAUAUUCCGAGGACUUCUCAUGAUCAAGAGGAAUAUCGUAAAGAACUCUUUAAACAAUAUGAAGAUGUUAUGCCAGUUCGUGAUAUUAAUACGGUUCCGUUGCUUCUUUGGCCAAAAAUCUAUGUUGAUCUAGAAAUCAAAGAUUUUCGACCUUUAGACAGAAUAGUCUUGGUUCUUUGUACUGAAGCUGCUCCAAAUGUUGUUCUACAUAUAGUUCGAAUGUGUAAGAAAGGGGAAAUUCCUAAACCUGAAGGUCUUGAACUUGGUUCUACACAAAAAAUCAAUCCACAUAUUGAUCAUGGACAAAGUGGUACAUUGAAUCUUUUGGAAAGAGAAUCGAAAGGAUGCUUUGAGUUUAGUUUGAGUUUUAAACCAUUGAAGGUUUUGAAUGGAAAAAGUGUGGCUUUUGGUAAAGUUAUGGAGGGCUUGAAGGUUUUGGAUGGACUUCAAGAUUACGGUACGAAGAACGGAAAACCAAAGAAACAAAUUGUUGUGAAAGGUUGUGGAUUAAUAAAAUGA